UGCUGCCACGCCACCCAGCCGGGGCACGUUCAGGGAGGGCGCCGGGGCACGCGAGUGUCUAAGCUGCCUUUCUCCUCCGGUUGCUAGGGAAAUGGUCCAGGAGUGCCGGCUGUGAGCUUCCCCUCUCGUCAAGCCUGAGACUGCGGUUGUCAUUGAUCAACUGAAGAAGCAGGACCCGAAAUUACAGACAUUAGCAAUGAUGUGUGAAGUGAUGCCCACGAUUAAUGAGGACACCCCAAUGAGCCAAAGGGGGUCCCAAAGCAGUGGCUCAGACUCAGACUCCCAUUUUGAGCAGCUGAUGGUGAAUAUGCUAGAUGAAAGGGACCGUCUUCUAGACACCCUUCGGGAGACCCAAGAAAGCCUCUCACUUGCCCAGCAAAGACUGCAGGAUGUCAUCUAUGACAGAGAUUCGCUCCAGAGACAGCUCAAUUCAGCCCUGCCACAGGAUAUCGAAUCCCUAACAGGAGGGCUGACUGGUUCUAAGGGGGCUGAUCCACCGGAAUUUGCUGCACUGACAAAAGAACUCAAUGCUUGUAGGGAACAACUUCUAGAAAAGGAAGAAGAAAUUUCUGAACUGAAAGCUGAAAGAAACAACACAAGACUGUUACUGGAGCACUUGGAAUGCCUGGUGUCACGACAUGAAAGGUCGCUAAGAAUGACGGUGGUAAAACGGCAAGCCCAGUCCCCCUCGGGAGUGUCCAGUGAAGUCGAGGUUCUCAAGGCACUGAAAUCUUUGUUUGAGCACCACAAGGCCUUGGAUGAAAAGGUAAGGGAGCGACUGAGGGUUUCUUUAGAAAGAGUCUCUGCACUGGAAGAAGAACUAGCUGCUGCUAAUCAGGAGAUUGUUGCCUUGCGUGAACAAAAUGUUCAUAUACAAAGAAAAAUGGCAUCAAGUGAGGGGUCCACAGAAUCAGAACACCUUGAAGGGAUGGAACCUGGUCAGAAAGUCCAUGAAAAGCGUUUGUCCAACGGUUCUAUAGACUCAACUGAUGAAACUAGCCAAAUAGUCGAACUACAAGAAUUGCUUGAAAAGCAAAACUAUGAAAUGGCUCAAAUGAAGGAACGUUUAGCAGCACUCUCUUCCCGAGUGGGAGAGGUGGAACAGGAAGCAGAGACAGCAAGAAAGGAUCUCAUUAAAACAGAAGAAAUGAACACUAAAUAUCAAAGGGACAUUAGGGAGGCCAUGGCACAGAAGGAAGAUAUGGAAGAAAGAAUCACAACCCUUGAGAAACGUUACCUCAGUGCUCAGAGAGAAUCUACCUCCAUACAUGACAUGAAUGAUAAAUUAGAAAAUGAGUUAGCAAAUAAAGAGGCCAUCCUACGGCAGAUGGAAGAGAAGAACAGGCAGUUACAAGAGCGUCUUGAGCUGGCUGAGCAAAAGUUGCAGCAGACUAUGAGGAAAGCUGAGACCUUACCUGAAGUAGAGGCUGAACUGGCUCAGAGAAUUGCAGCUCUGACAAAGGCUGAAGAGAGACAUGGAAACAUUGAAGAACGCAUGAGACAUCUAGAAGGUCAACUUGAAGAGAAAAAUCAAGAACUUCAAAGAGCUAGGCAAAGAGAGAAAAUGAAUGAGGAGCACAACAAAAGAUUAUCUGAUACGGUGGACAGACUUCUGACUGAAUCUAAUGAACGCUUACAACUACAUUUAAAGGAAAGAAUGGCUGCCCUAGAGGAGAAGAAUGUUUUAAUUCAAGAAUCAGAAACUUUCAGAAAGAAUCUGGAAGAAUCUUUACAUGACAAGGAAAGAUUAGCAGAAGAAAUUGAAAAGCUGAGAUCUGAACUUGACCAAUUGAAAAUGAGAACUGGCUCUUUAAUUGAACCCACAAUAUCAAGAACUCAUCUAGACACCUCAGCUGAGUUGCGGUAUUCUGUUGGAUCCCUAGUGGACAGCCAGACUGAUUACAGAACAACUAAAGUAAUAAGAAGACCCAGGAGAGGCCGCAUGGGUGUACGACGAGAUGAGCCAAAGGUGAAAUCUCUUGGGGAUCAUGAGUGGAAUAGAACUCAGCAAAUUGGAGUGCUAAGCAGCCACCCUUUUGAAAGUGACACUGAAAUGUCUGAUAUUGAUGAUGAUGACCGAGAAACUAUUUUUAGCUCAAUGGAUCUUCUCUCACCAAGUGGUCAUUCUGAUGCCCAGACUCUAGCCAUGAUGCUUCAAGAACAGUUGGAUGCCAUCAACAAAGAAAUCAGGCUAAUUCAGGAAGAAAAAGAAUCUACAGAGUUACGUGCUGAAGAAAUUGAGAAUAGGGUGGCUAGUGUGAGCCUGGAAGGCCUGAAUUUAGCAAGGGUCCACCCAGGUACCUCUAUCACUGCCUCGGUUACAGCUUCUUCGCUGGCCAGUUCAUCUCCCCCCAGUGGACACUCAACGCCAAAGCUUACCCCGCGAAGCCCUGCCAGGGAAAUGGAUCGGAUGGGAGUCAUGACACUGCCAAGUGAUCUAAGGAAACAUCGGAGAAAGAUUGCAGUGGUGGAAGAAGAUGGUCGGGAGGAUAAAGCAACUAUAAAAUGUGAAACUUCUCCUCCCCCUACCCCUAGAGCCAUCAGGAUGACUCACACCCUUCCCUCCUCCUACCACAAUGAUGCCCGAAGUAGUUUAUCUGCCUCCCUUGAGCCAGAAAGCCUUGGGCUUGGCAGUUCCAAUAGCAGCCAAGACUCUCUUCACAAAGCCCCCAAGAAGAAAGGAAUCAAGUCUUCAAUAGGACGUCUGUUUGGUAAAAAGGAAAAAGCCCGACUCGGGCAGCUCCGAGGCUUUAUGGAGACUGAAGCUGCUGCUCAGGAGUCCCUGGGGUUAGGCAAACUUGGAACUCAAGCUGAGAAGGAUAGAAGACUGAAGAAAAAGCAUGAACUUCUAGAAGAAGCUCGGAGGAAGGGAUUACCUUUUGCUCAGUGGGAUGGGCCCACUGUCGUUGCAUGGCUGGAGCUCUGGUUGGGAAUGCCCGCUUGGUAUGUAGCAGCCUGCCGAGCCAACGUGAAAAGUGGUGCCAUCAUGUCUGCUUUAUCAGACACUGAGAUCCAGAGAGAAAUUGGAAUCAGCAAUCCCCUGCAUCGCUUAAAGCUGCGAUUAGCAAUCCAGGAGAUGGUUUCCCUAACGAGUCCUUCAGCUCCUCCGACAUCCCGAACUCCUUCAGGCAACGUUUGGGUCACCCAUGAAGAAAUGGAAAAUCUCGCCGCUCCAGCGAAAACGAAAGAAUCUGAGGAAGGAAGCUGGGCCCAGUGUCCGGUUUUUCUGCAGACUCUGGCAUAUGGAGAUAUGAACCACGAGUGGAUUGGAAACGAAUGGCUUCCCAGCCUGGGGUUACCUCAAUACAGAAGUUAUUUUAUGGAAUGCUUGGUAGAUGCAAGAAUGUUAGAUCACCUAACAAAAAAAGAUCUCCGUGUCCAUUUAAAAAUGGUGGAUAGUUUCCAUCGAACAAGUUUACAAUAUGGAAUUAUGUGUUUAAAGAGGUUAAAUUAUGACAGAAAAGAACUAGAAAGAAGACGAGAAGCAAGCCAACAUGAAAUAAAGGAUGUGUUGGUGUGGAGCAACGAUCGAGUGAUUCGCUGGAUACAAGCAAUUGGACUUCGAGAAUAUGCAAAUAAUAUUCUUGAGAGUGGUGUGCACGGCUCACUGAUAGCCUUGGAUGAGAACUUUGACUACAGCAGCUUAGCUUUGUUACUACAGAUUCCAACACAGAACACCCAGGCAAGGCAGAUUCUUGAAAGGGAAUACAAUAACCUCCUGGCUCUGGGAACUGAACGGCGGCUGGAUGAAAGUGAUGAUAAGAAUUUCAGGCGUGGGUCAACAUGGAGAAGACAGUUUCCUCCCCGUGAAGUACACGGAAUCAGCAUGAUGCCUGGGUCCUCAGAAACGUUACCAGCUGGAUUUAGGUUAACCACAACAUCUGGGCAGUCGAGGAAAAUGACAACGGAUGUUGCCUCAUCAAGACUGCAGAGGUUAGACAACUCCACUGUUCGCACAUACUCAUGUUGACAAGCCACUCAAAGGAGGCAGCACUGACUUGCUAUGUCGUCUUUUCAGCCUACUCUACCUAAAGUGCACUACCAUCUAUGAAGACAAACAGUAAAA
Lynx canadensis (Canada lynx) is the source of this 4066-nucleotide messenger RNA. It is a transcript of the gene PPFIA2, whose product is annotated as PTPRF interacting protein alpha 2. NCBI's taxonomy places the organism in Eukaryota, Metazoa, Chordata, Mammalia, Carnivora, Felidae. Gene Ontology annotation, molecular function: protein binding. Bases 197 to 3970 code for a protein of 1257 amino acids. The transcript is spliced from 32 exons. Gene Ontology annotation, biological process: synapse organization. The record is from RefSeq and is a predicted model, not a curated record. Gene Ontology annotation, cellular component: presynaptic active zone.